GGAGGUGAUGAUGUUGCCACUGACAGGUGCGUGUCAGGUUACAACCCAGAUCAUCAGUCCCGCCUGACGACUCCAGCUGAGCCAAGUCUUAAGCAGGCGGCGGCGGCACAGCGCUGCUUGCCUGACCUCACACUCACAGCUGGCACGAAGGGGCAAGUGAGGAGAAGGGAGCGGACCCGCUGAAGACCUGGAAAGGACCUCGGCCACCUGGAGAGCAGCACACCAGAGCGGAGCCCUCUGAGCAUCCCUGGGGACGACAAGGGCAACGCCUCUUGCCCGUCUGUGAAGGUAACUGGAGAGAGAGGAGCCCCGGUUGCAACAAACAUGGAUAAGGACACUGAGCAGCCACUCAACAGCAGAGAUUCUUCACUCACGCACAAGGCUUUGACCAGCAAGGAAGCCUUCAUACGCAUUGGCAUCCCCGUCAUUGCUGCCAUCCUGUGUAUCGGGCUUCUCAUCACUGUCAUCUUCCUCAUUAAGAUAGCGGUGGAAUCCUACUACUUCUUCUGCAGCCAAACCUACAAGUUUAUCCCCCUCAACCUCCAGUGCGAUGGGAGCGUGGACUGUGCCUGGGGGGAAGACGAGAUCGGCUGCGUGCAGCAGAUGCCCGAUGGCACCAUUGUGGGGGUCCGUCUCUCCCGUGACAGGUCCAGCCUGCAAGUGCGCGACAGAGAGUCGGGCCUCUGGGCCUGGGCUUGCCAUGACAACGCCUUUGACAUUGCCAUGGCCACGGCUGCCUGCAAGCAGAUGGGCUACAGCAGUGUCCCCACCUUUAGUCCUGUGGCAGCCGGUGAUAUGCAGCAGGGGCAGCUCCUCAGACAGGUGACUCUGCAGGGUGGGGAACUCCGCUGGACAGAUUCAGAAAGGCAAUGCCCCUCUGGCUCCAUCAUAUCUCUCUCCUGCUCAAGUUGUGGCCAAAGCUGGAAGUCGCCGCGAGUCGUGGGUGGUGGUCCAGCUUCCAUCAAGACAUGGCCAUGGCAGGCCAGCUUGCAUCACAAGGGGCAGCAUGUCUGUGGAGGGAGCAUCAUCAACCCCCAGUGGGUUCUGACAGCAGCACACUGUUUCCGGACCAACCUGGUGACGAAGUACUGGCAAGUGAAAGGUGGCUCAGAAAUCCUCUCAAGUGCCACCGCUGUCCCUGUGGAGAAGGUCUUCGUCAUUGACGUCAAGUAUAUGUUCCCCAAAGAUGAGGACAUUGCACUGGUCAAGCUGCAAAACCCCUUGAACCUCUCAGGAUCAGUGAAGCCAAUCUGCCUGCCUUUCUUUGAUGACGAAAUGGCCCCAGGAACCCCCUUGUGGGUGACAGGCUGGGGAUACACCAAGCAAGAUGGUACACUAUCCAAGAACCUGCAGGAGGCACAGGUGGAGUUGAUUGACAGCCGCAUCUGCAACGCACCUGAUGCCUACCAUGGGGAGGUGACCGAAAAGAUGCUCUGUGCAGGCCAUGAUCGGGGUAGAGCUGACACCUGCCAGGGAGACAGCGGAGGCCCACUGGUACACAACCAGGGCCAGUGGCACAUUGUGGGCAUUGUCAGCUGGGGCCAUGGCUGUGGAAGCCCGAGCACCCCCGGCGUCUACACCAAUGUGCAAUCCUACCUCAACUGGAUCUACACCAUCCUCAGGACAGAGUCCUGAGAACAGACUGGCCGCAACUGUCCUGCACACAUGCACACCCUUGGAGCAACGUGCGUGUAGGGCGUCCUUCCAGUCCUGCCACAGCUUCCACUGAGGACAUGGGAAAGGCAAGAGGACAGCCACAGGAUGGGGCCCUCAAGAAGGUGUUGGACAAGGCUCCCUGGGGAAGAUGUUAAUUUAUGGCUGCUGCUGCUGAUAAUGAUGGUGAUGAUGGAAUCCACCUGAGAUCCAUUUUGCCAGCUACUCUGUGCCUUUCCAUUUCCUGCUAUCUUUCUUGGCAGAGCUUGGGGAAGCUCUUGCAACCCAGCAGUUUGUUUCCCAUGACCUGACGCUGACAAAGGGAGCAAUUGCAGAGAAAGGCUGGGUCCAGACCUAGGAUAAGGACAGCCCGUUGUCUAGCUUUCCAUCUUUUUCUCUGUCUGGCAGGAGCCCUCACCUGGGCAUCCCGUGGCCUUGAGGCUGUUCCUCCUCUGACCAGGCCUGUGCAAGUGUAGUCUGACCCCAGCAGCUCUUCCUCCUCCUAUUUA
This is a messenger RNA of Zootoca vivipara (common lizard), 2162 nucleotides long. It is a transcript of the gene TMPRSS4, whose product is annotated as transmembrane serine protease 4. The record is from RefSeq and is a predicted model, not a curated record. NCBI's taxonomy places the organism in Eukaryota, Metazoa, Chordata, Lepidosauria, Squamata, Lacertidae. Gene Ontology annotation, cellular component: membrane. Gene Ontology annotation, molecular function: serine-type endopeptidase activity; protein binding. Gene Ontology annotation, biological process: proteolysis.